Messenger RNA from Thlaspi arvense, 1864 nucleotides. Lineage: Eukaryota; Viridiplantae; Streptophyta; Magnoliopsida; Brassicales; Brassicaceae. The record is from the annotation of a GenBank genome assembly.
CCUUCACCUCCUCUUAAUUCCAAAAAAUACCCUUCUCUCUUUCACUUAUAUACCAAAGAUCUCCUUCGUUUCCCCUCAUCAAAGUCUGAGAGGAAUAAAGAAAACGGAAGUUGAAAUGCAAGACGUCACCAAAUGGGAAGGCUACGCCGAUUGGAGGAACAGAGCCGCCGUGAAAGGUCGUCAUGGCGGCAUGCUCGCCGCCUCCUUCGUCUUGGCGGUGGAGAUAUUGGAGAAUCUAGCGUUUUUAGCAAACGCGAGCAACUUGGUCAAAUAUCUAACGGACUUCAUGCACUUUCCGGUGUCGAGAGCGGCCAGUGAAGUGACUGCUUUCAUGGGAACAGCCUUCCUCCUCGCUCUCCUCGGUGGCUUCCUCUCCGACGCCUUCUUCUCCACUUACAUCAUCUUCCUCAUCUCCGCUUUCAUCGAGUUUCUGGGACUAAUACUGCUCACAGUCCAAGCUUGUCGUCCGUCCUUAAUGCCACCUCCGUGCAAGAGCUCUCCCACGUCGCCAUGCGAAGCCGUCGAUGGUUCGAAGGCGGCGAUUCUGUUCGUGGGACUGUAUCUAGCGGCUCUAGGAAUCGGAGGGAUAAAAGGGUCAUUGCCGUCACACGGGGCAGAGCAAUUCGACGAGAGCAGCCCCAAAGGUCGAAAACAGAGAUCCACAUUCUUCAACUACUUUGUGUUCUGUCUCUCAAGUGGAGCACUCGUGGCCGUGACGUUCGUUGUGUGGCUCGAGGACAAUGUAGGCUGGGAAUGGGGAUUUGGUGUCUCCACCAUUUCCAUCUUCCUCUCCAUUCUCGUCUUUCUCUCUGGUUCGAGUUUUUAUAAGAACAAGAUCCCUCGUGGAAGUCCUCUCACCACAAUCUUGAAGGUUCUUCUUGCAGCUUCCAUAAUGGGUUGCUCGAGUAAAUCUUCGAGCAAUGCUGUUGUGAGCUCUUCUGUGAGCUCAUCAAGUCACGUGGUUAGAGAAGACCAAACAGAAGAAGGAGAAAAGAGGAAUUCUCAGCCACUAACCAAUAGCUUGAGAUGUCUAAACAGAGCGGUAGAGGGCAAACCGGUCCAUAGAUUGCUUGAAUGCUCGGUUCAACAAGUCGAAGACGUGAAGAUUGUGCUCAAAAUGCUUCCGAUAUUCGGAUGCACCAUAAUGCUCAACUGCUGCUUAGCUCAGCUCUCUACUUUCUCUAUCCACCAAGCUGCGUCGAUGAACAGAAAGAUCGGAAACCUAGAGGUUCCUGCAGCUUCUUUGCCGAUUUUUCCAGUCGUGUUCAUGAUGAUUCUUGCACCAAUGUACGACCACCUGAUUAUCCCUUUCGCAAGAAGAGUUACCAAAACCGAGAUGGGUAUCAGUCAUUUGCAAAGAAUCGGUGUUGGCUUGGUCCUUUCGAUAGUGUCAAUGGCAGUGGCCGCUCUAGUCGAGUUAAAACGAGAGCGAGUAGCCACAGAAGCUGGAUUCCCUGACCCAAAACAAACCUUACCCAUCACUUUCCUAUGGAUCUCGCUGCAGUAUCUGUUUCUAGGAUCAGCUGAUCUGUUCACACUAGCCGGUUUGCUAGAGUUUUUCUUCACAGAAGCACCUCCUUCUAUGAGAUCAUUGGCGACAUCGCUCUCAUGGGCUUCUUUGGCAAUGGGGUAUUAUCUAAGCUCGGCGAUGGUGGUGAUUGUGAACAGUGUGACUGGAAGUGGAGGAAGAACCCCUUGGCUCGGUGAAAACCUUAGCAUUAACCGUUACAGAUUAGACUUGUUCUACUGGCUCAUUUGUGUUCUGAGUGUUGUUAACUUCUUGCACUAUCUCUUCUGGGCAAUGCGUUACAAGUACAGAUCAACCGGUGCUAGAAGCUGAUCUAAUGUACACUAUGGAAAUGGG